Molecule: messenger RNA, 2508 nt
Organism: Dromiciops gliroides (monito del monte)
Lineage: Eukaryota; Metazoa; Chordata; Mammalia; Microbiotheria; Microbiotheriidae
Gene: SDCBP2
Product: syndecan binding protein 2
Exons: 9
Coding region: 87-962 (291 amino acids)
Cellular component (GO): cytoplasm; plasma membrane
Molecular function (GO): protein binding
Source: RefSeq, a predicted model, not a curated record
GGAGGACAGAGCUUUCUGGAAGCAGGGCAAGAGAGGAGUAGCCCAGUCCCAUUCCCAACUCUUCAGGUAACUCAUUGGACACCAACAUGUCUGUUCUGUACCCAUCGCUAGAAGACCUGAAGGUAGACAAAGUCUAUCAGGCUCAGGCUUCUGUGAUUCCCAAGAUGCUGGCUCUCCCAGCCCAGGAAAGUUCAUCCUCACCACCCGUUUUGUACCCAAAUUUGGCUGAAUUAGGAAGUUACAUGGGUCUUUCUCUGUCAAGUCAAGAAGUCCAAGAGAACCUGUCCCUGACUCCAGGAAGUGACAGUCAAGUGGCCACUCCCACUCUGCAAGGUCAGAUGGUGGCUCCAGUGACUGGGAAUAACUUGGGCAUCCGAAGAGCAGAGAUCAAGCCAGGCGUACGGGAGAUCCACCUGUGCAAGGAUGAGAAGGGGAAGACUGGGCUGCGCCUACAAGCCAUUGACAAGGGCUUGUUUGUCCAGUUUGUUCAAGCCAAUACUCCAGCCUCCCUUGUGGGCCUGCGCUUUGGGGACCAGAUCCUGCAAAUUAAUGGGAGAGAGUGUGCAGGGUGGAGCUCGGACAAGGCCCACAAAGUGUUGAAGAAAGCCUCAGCUGAGAAGAUCGUCAUGAUUGUGAGGGACAGGCCUUUCCAGCGGACUGUCACCCUGCACAAAGACAGCAAUGGCUAUGUGGGCUUUGUGGUCAAGAAGGGGAAAAUUAUUUCCAUCGUCAAAGGCAGCUCUGCAGCCCAAAAUGGACUGCUCACCAACCACUAUAUCUGUGAGGUGAAUGGGCAGAAUGUCAUUGGGCUGAAGGACAAAGAGACUACAGAGAUCCUGGCCACCAGCGGAAAUGUGAUCACCCUCACCAUCAUCCCCACGGUGAUUUAUGAGCACAUGAUUAAAAAGCUCUCUUCGACCCUGUUGCAUACUUCCAUGGAUCAUUCUAUUCCUGAUAUCUGAAGUCAAGGACCUGGGCAGCCCUCCUUCCUGUCCUUCCAUAGGGGACCCCUCUGACAUUUCAAAGGAUGGAAGAGGAUCGCACUUCACAUCCCUCUAGGGGUUCCCUUAACCCUUUCAGGGGGCCAUCUCUGCCAUUUCAGGGGAGGGGGUGGGAAUGAGCAGUAUCCCUUCUUCUGUUUUCUUCUCCUUAUAGCUGGCUGAGAGGGAGUUCUCUAACCCUGCUGCCUGUUAGGAAGACAGGGUCCUGUAUGCAUGCCAAGGGGUUAGGGAAAGAAAUGGAACCUGGAGCAAGCCUAUAGCAAAAUCUACUGUGUGCCCAGAAGAUUGAAUUCUGGCAAACACUUCUCAUCUGGUCUUCUGAGGUCUUCAGGCAUCAGAGAGAAAUGUGCGUGGACAUAACCCAUUUCACAUUGUCUUUGCAAAAAAAACCUGGUGAAGCAGCACUAGAGGAGGGCUUAGGAUCAAAGCAGCGGACAAGCCAAAAGGGGUCUCAGAGGCCAUCUACCCUAAAAGCCCUCAUUACUUAGCAUGUAAUUGAUAAGUAUUGUGAUACAGCCAAGCAGAUUAGAGCUCAAGGAAGUCAAUGCCAAAGGGGACACUCAAUUCUGCUUCUCCCCCCACCCCACCCCUUACUUGUAACUUCAGGAUUUUGUGGCAGUUGAUUCUAAUAUAUUCAAGGAGGUUGAUAUUAUAGAGGGUAAGCCUCGAUGCUGGACAGAGGACCUAGAAAUAAGCCGAGCUAUCAAGCCCCUGGUCAUAGUUUGUUGUCAUUAUUGAAACAACUCCUAGGUCAGUUUGAAGAGCCAACCCUUCAAAGAGAAUGAAUCGGAAAGAGCUCAGUUCUCUCUCUUAGCUCUUUGCUACUUUUGCAAUAGAAUUAAAAAAAAAAUGAUUUUAGAGGCAGCUGGGUGGCACAGUGGAUAAAGCACCGGCCCUGGAGUCAGGAGGACCUGAGUUCAAAUCCGGCCUCAGACACUUGACACUUAUUAGCUGUGUGACCCUGGGCAAGUCACUUAACCCCAAUUGCCUCAACAACAACAAAAUGAUUUUAAAUAAAGCAAGCCUCAUAAUGAUGAACAAUCAGUCAAUCAUUAAACAAAUAUUAAGCACCUACUGUGGUACAAGGCACUAUGUACUGUGCUUUAUUGAUUGGCUGAUUGAAAACUAUUUUAAAAUAAAGUACACCCCAUUAUGAUGAGCAAAGAGAAUACUGUAAGUAGAUACUAACAUGGUUGAUAAAAACAACACUACAAAAAGCAAAUUCAGAUGAAUUUCAAUGAUCAAUCUUGUUCCCAGAGAACAGAUGAGGAAACAGCUGUUCUGGGGGGGGGGGUGCAGUUCCUGAAAGAUGAGGAUUUUCCAAUAUCAGCAUGGACCCACCAUCUUGCUCCACAGCUUUCUUAUAUACCCCCACCCCCAUAGCUUUCCAUCUUUAGCUCUGGGAACAAUCCCGGAAAGGGACCAGUCAGUCUUUCUCUAUGGUUCCAUUCUUCAUCCCUGUGACUUCCCAGACCAAGAGUCCUCCCUAGCCACAACUUUCCUAAAU